Planococcus citri (citrus mealybug) is the source of this 4298-nucleotide messenger RNA. RefSeq names its product insulinoma-associated protein 1-like. The transcript is spliced from 2 exons. Gene Ontology annotation, biological process: regulation of cell cycle process; negative regulation of transcription by RNA polymerase II; neuron differentiation. The coding region runs from base 172 to 1293 and encodes 373 amino acids. The record is from RefSeq and is a predicted model, not a curated record. Gene Ontology annotation, molecular function: RNA polymerase II cis-regulatory region sequence-specific DNA binding; DNA-binding transcription repressor activity, RNA polymerase II-specific. Gene Ontology annotation, cellular component: nucleus; transcription repressor complex. Lineage: Eukaryota; Metazoa; Arthropoda; Insecta; Hemiptera; Pseudococcidae.
CUUGCACCACCAGUCUCCACCACCGGCCCAGCAAAAGGUACGCAAUAUACAAGAGCAGUACUGUACAACAAUCGAAUCAUCCGCGAACAGCAGUGUCAGUAUAGUCGUGAAGACGUGUUAGACAGGGCACGCGUACCGGCGGUGCACUGUCGUAAUUUCGUGUUGUAUGCGAUGUCACGUGCGUUGUUAUUAAAACGGCAUAUAAGUAGUUCGGAAUCGGAAUACGGUAACUUUAAAGUGAAACCGGAGCCGGAUUAUUAUUCGCGAACGACAUCCGGCAUCGUAGCCGAUACGACGUUACCGAUUUAUGGCGAUCGACUCGGAAGCCUAUAUGCGAGUGCCGCAGCAGCCGUAGACGCCAUCUAUAGCGAACCUCUAUGCUUGGCUCCGCUGGAUCUGUCGAUCAAAUCAACAAAUACACCGAUCACACCUCCUUCGACGCCUUCGCCAUGUCUGCCUGGCAGGAAAACCAAAGUCGAAGAUUCGCCUCAUGUCACACCGAUCAAAACCCAACCACCUACAACUCAGCAACCCAUCCAGCCACAUCCUCAACCUCAACCUCAACCUCAGCAACCUCAACCAGUCGUAUCUCGCAAACCAGCCAAAGUGAGCAAAAAACAAAAAGCUAACAGAAAGUUGAAUUUCGACGAAGAUAAAUCAUCUCCUGUAUCCGGUACCAUUAUUCGAGACCGAUCCGAGCUGAGCGACGCUCACGUAAUGGUUCAAAAAGGCGACAUCGACCCGAUGUACAACGUCGUCGAGGUCACCGAAGAAGCCAAAGCCGAGCUGGCCAAAAUCGAGAACAAAAUCGGCGACUACGUGUGCAAGCUGUGCAACAAGAUGUACGAAGACGCGUUCAGCCUGGCUCAGCAUCGUUGCUCUUGCAUAAUCCACGUCGAAUACAAAUGCCCCGAAUGCGAAAAGGUCUUCAACUGUCCGGCGAAUUUGGCCUCCCAUCGAAGAUGGCAUAAACCCAAAGUAGCCGCAGUAACCACCGCAGCAGCAGCCAAAUCUCUACCUCCUGUUUCAGUACAAGACUACCAUCACCAUCAUCAUCAGCAAUCCUAUAAAUUCCACCAUCACGAUUCCGAUCAGCAAGAUUCGCAAGAUAUGUACGAUACCAGAGACGACAGCGAAUCCGACAGCCAAGAAAUACAAAUACCUUGCCCUAUUUGCAGGAAACUCUUCCGCAAACAAACUUACCUCAGGAAGCAUCUCAGCACGCAUCAUAUCUCCGAAAUACAACACAGUAUAAGGCCAACUUUCGCAUUCCAUCAUAUAGCCGCCAACUGACCUUUACUAUUGCCGGAGUACUAUAAGGCACUCUGGCUCAGCAAUUCGGUGAGUGAAAAUGCAACCAGUUUUACUUCGCGUCUAUACCGUAACACCUACAAUAAUCAUUUCUAGUCUGCGAACAAUUUUUUCUAGUCUUUAAAAUACUUUAUUACGAGUAUUCUAGUCUUGACUCUCGAAAAUCCGAUUCUAGUCCGCGAAAAGUAAACUCUAGUCGAAUUUACUCUUUUUUUUUAUUAUUAGUAUUUCUUCCCCGAUUCUAGUCAAAAUAUUCUCUAGUCUUAAUUUCACAUCUAUAGAUAUAACUAUAGUAUUCGUACUAGUCAAUUAUAAUAACGUAAUUUUUUUCUAGUCGUAUAAUCUAGUCUGGAUUUUUUUUUUUUUUUCGAUGAAAAAAUCUCGAUUUUCGCUUACUCGAAUUACUUUGCUACUGUGUGUGUGUGUGAGUGUAUCUUACGUAAAUUUUUAUUGUUUUUUUUUCUCCUUAGAUUUUAAUUUUUUUUGUGAUCUGAUCACAUCUGUCUUAUAAUUCCCAUUUUCCUUGAUUUUUUCUCGUUUUUCCCAUUCCUCUCCUUUUCCUCACCUUAUAACAUCCAAUGUUACGUUUUCUAAGUCAUAAAUUUUUAAGUUUUACAUUAAUUCGUUUUAGUAUUGAGGCAUUCAUCGUAAGAUUCGUCGUAUUGGUUAUUUUUUUUCACCUUCGGUGUUUGAAAAAAAUGAAUUAAAAUUUGAAAAAAAUUUAGCCUCAACGGCCUAAAAGGCUUGAUAUUGGUUAAGCCAAAGGUUCGUUUUGUCUAAUCGUAGAUUAAUUGUUCGGUUUCGAAGUGUUUGCUUUUUUCGAAUUGUUAUUUUUUCAACAUUAUUUGUACCUAAUAAAUUUUCUCUUUUUUGAAAAAAUCAAUUUUUUUCAUUUCAAAAUAGAAAAAUUUGCAUUAUUAAAUUUUUUAAAUAUGUAAUCGAAUCAAAAAAUUUUUCAAUCCGUUUGUUUUUUGGGGGUUUGAAAAAUGAAUAUUGAGAAAAAAAUUAAUUUUUGGAGGAAUUAGAGUAAGUAAAUUUGUCAAAUGAAAAUAUCUUAGGAAGUGUUUCAACUUCAUGUCUAUUAAUUCUGGAUUUUUUAAACUGAAAAUCAAUUUUUAGGAAGCUCCCCUUUUGUUUCCAGAUAAGCCAUAAUACUUAAAAGGGACCAGUAUUUUCAUUUCAGAAUAGGAAAAUUUGUAUUUAAAUUUUUUACUUAAUCGAAUCGAAAAAAAUUUUUCAACUUUCAUUUGUUUUUUUGGGUGGCUUGAAAUAAAUAUUGAGAAAAAAUUAAUUUUUGGAGGAAUCAGAGUAAGUAAAUUUGUCAAAUGAAAAUAUCUUCGGAAGUGUUUCAACUUCAUGUCUAUUACCUAAUUCUGGAUUUCUUAAAAUGAAAAUCAAUUUUUAAAAAAUCUUAGGAGGCUCCCCUUUUGUUUCCAGGUAAGAAAAAGGGACCAGUAUUUUCAUUUCGAAAUAGGGAAAUUUGCAUUUAAAUUUUUUACUUGAUCGAAUAAAAAAUAUUUUUUUAACUCAUUUUGUGUUUUUUUUUUUUGGUGGCUUGAAAUGUAUAUUGAGAAAAAAUUAAUUUUUGGAGGAAUCAGAGUAAGUAAGUAAGUAAAUUUGUCAAAUGAAAAUAUUUUCGGAAGUGUUUUAAUUUCAUGUCUAUUAAUUCUGGAAUUUUUUUUUAUAAAAAUCAAAAAAUCUUAGGAGUCUCCCCUUUUGUUUCCAGGCAGAUCCGAAUAUUAAAAAGGGGCCAUUAAAAAUGGGUAUGAGGGAUGAAUAUUGAAUAUACCACAAAACAACCAAUUCUGCUUAAAAAUUCCCAUAAAAUCAAGCUAAGUUCAAAAAUGUAUAUUGUACUUCAAAGACGAAGAAAAACGUUUUAAAAGAGUUAUUUUAUGAAUCACCCCUCCCCCCUCCCACCAGGUGCGGAUUGGGAACCCAAAAAAAAAAACUAUACCCAUUCGAAAGUUUUUCAAACUUGAGCCCAGAACCCGGACGAAUUUCUCAAUCUACUGAAAAUGAUCUCGUAGAUUGAACAAAACGCAUUCGAGAAUUCACUUUCAAAAUUUAUAAAUGAGAAGAGGAAGGGAUUUGAGGGAUUAGAUGAGCUACAUGCAAUAUUUUCCAAAAGCAUGGGUAGAGGAGUAUUUAGGGGGGCAGGAGGCAGGAAGGAAACGUAUUUCUAAAUUUUUCGAAAUUCGAACAGAAAACCUUGAUUGAUUAAAGAGGCAAAAAAUUGACCAAAAUUGAAAUCGAGCAUUUUGACAAUUAAAUUUUUAAUUAACAAACUACCGAGAAAUUAUUCGAGGAAAAUUCGAAAGAAUGAAACAAAAUUAAUAAAAAUAUAAAAGUUGAACGAAUCGUAGCGAAAAGUGACGAAAUCCAGCAAAUGACACUUCAUUCUUCAAAUUACAGACUAGAGUCAUUUUGUUCCGGUGAUUUCCACUUGCGCUUUUCCUUCAAUUUAUUUUGACCAGUUGCGCUUUUCCAAGCCUGCUUCUUUAAAUACCACUUGCGCUUCUUAAAAACCAAUUUCAGGGGUUCUCAAAGUUUGGAAAUUUUGAUAGUACGAGUAUGUUUGUGCAAAGUCGUUCUUUUAUGGCGUUGAUAUUGGAUUACUGUGCGGAAGAGGAACAUUCUCGUGAUGUUACGAAUGCCAAAACAACGAAUCGAGGCUUUUUUUUUGAAAAAUAAUGAAAAAAAUCUGUAGGUAAUGUGUUGCAUGAAUUCAUGUUUUAUUCCUUUUUUUUUGUUUUCUUGAGCAAGGAGCAAGAAUAUGCCAUAAAAUACAAAGUAUAACAUUCUAUAGCUGCAGUUACCAAUGCUUUUUAAAAGCAAACUUGAAGUAGUUAGAUACUGUUCCAAAUGCCAUGGGGUGACCAUCAUAGAAUCUAACUAUCUCAUUUUUUGCUAUAAACAAAGCUUAAUACAUAUGUGUGUGUAGGGAUGGUGCAGAUGCAAGGCGAUGGUCCCGGCGCGCCCGCAGC